Molecule: messenger RNA, 1766 nt
Organism: Nematolebias whitei (Rio pearlfish)
Lineage: Eukaryota; Metazoa; Chordata; Actinopteri; Cyprinodontiformes; Rivulidae
Gene: inavaa
Product: innate immunity activator a
Exons: 9
Coding region: 9-1766 (585 amino acids)
Biological process (GO): adherens junction maintenance; positive regulation of protein ubiquitination
Source: RefSeq, a predicted model, not a curated record
CAGUCAAGAUGACGGCCAUCGAGAGUAAAGAGGAGAUCAGCGACACAGACAGUGGCAUCAUUAUCCACUCUGGUUCAGACAGCCCCACUUCACCGGUGAAGGACCUGACCACCCACACCAGAGCUCUGAAGCUGAAGCACCAGUCUCUGGAGGAGCGUCUGGAGCUCUGUCUGCUGGAGCUCCGAAAACUCUGCAUCAAGGAGGCAGAACUGACUGGAACUCUUCCCUCAGACUAUCCUCUAAUGCCAGACGAGAAGCUACCUCGAGUGCGAAGGAGAAUUGGAGCUUCAUUCAAACUGGAUGAAGAACUGAUCCUUCAGGAUCAGCAGGAUUCAGAAUUACAAGCGCUAGAGACUGACUUGGCGGUGCAGCGACAGAUUUACGAGGCGGUCCGUAAGCUUUCCCUCGAAGACAACCUCACAAAACCUCAGAAGAAGAACAGGCUGCAGCAGUGUAAAAGAGAAGAGAAGAAAGUGAAGGAUCUGCAGGAGGCAGUGUUUCAGCACAGAAUCAAGAGUGGGUGCAAUUCACCAUCUGUCUCCGUCUCAAGCAGCCAAAACAGAGAUAUGUGCAUGUCUGAUGACAGUUCCCUCUCUGAUGUGGUUGCUCUGGAUGACGAUUUGGACUCAUCAUUCCCCCUCUCACCUGCGGUGCUGGUCUCUUCCUGUUCAGACCCCUUCCAGAUGUCAGAUGAGACACUGCAGUCGUCCCAUGACUCCUCAGGGCAGACCGGUGUGGAGUUUGAGCGCUCCCCCAUCCAGAACUCUCCAUGGAAGGAGUCCAGUCUGGACCAGCCAUACCAAAGGGCCACAAAAAUUCAGUCUCCCAGCAGAAGCAGGUCCAGUAGUCCAGCAGGAACGCAGGUGUCUGCAGAAAGCUGCAGGAUUCCUCUCACUCAGUUUGUCAGGAACUCUGCGUUGCGUCACACUCACUCCACCAGUGCCCCCUCCACCCCAGAGCUGCUGGUUCGCCGACAGUACUCCCAGUCUUUCAGAUUUCCCAAAAAAAAGCUGUUUGCUGAUGUGGAGCACCUGAGCUCAGGAAGCAGUCGUGGACGAGCCGGGCUGCCUCAACAGCGCUGCAUGCCAAACUUCACUGUCCGUUCUCCAGAGUAUUCUCCACCACAUUCUUACCAGACCAGCUCAGUGGACAGCAGCUCAGGGCACUUGUCCUCCUUCAUCUGCUCUCCUGUAAGAGACAGACCCACUGAUAUCCCUAAGCUCUGCCCCCCACCUUACGGAUUUCACUUUGGGGCACAAAAGAAAGAACUCUCCAUCUUCUCCGGCCUCCACAAGAGCACAAGUCAGCCUCAGUCCAGCCCUGCCCAUGUCAGAACCACACCAAAGGACGAUCCCCUCUCCCCACAAGACCUGGACAUGGGUAAAUGCUUCCUGUCUGCCCCUCCAGUCACUCGCAGACAGCAAAGAAGAGCUUCCUCCCCGAGGAACACCCUAAAUCCCCCUCCGCCUUACACUAAACUAGUGCGGACGCCUUCACUGAGAGAUUACCCCAACCAUGCCGUCAGGAUGAUGCCCCGAGACAUCGUCUCAGAGGAGCUGAAGUCUUGGCAUCAGCGGAAUCAGCUGCAAAAGUUAUGGCCCAACUGUGGAGAACAGCAGAGCUCGCUGAGCGUCACAAGCCCCACUUCACCUCACCUGCCCACAUUUGAACAGGGUUCAGGAAAUGUGAUCCUCCAGAGAGCUGCAGACGGGACUCCAGUCCAGUGGUUUUUGGCCGAGGAUGCUGAAAUUGUGAGCCAGGUGUAA